Molecule: messenger RNA, 4128 nt
Organism: Gadus macrocephalus (Pacific cod)
Lineage: Eukaryota; Metazoa; Chordata; Actinopteri; Gadiformes; Gadidae
Product: transcription factor Sp3-like
Exons: 8
Coding region: 509-2404 (631 amino acids)
Biological process (GO): regulation of transcription by RNA polymerase II
Molecular function (GO): DNA-binding transcription factor activity, RNA polymerase II-specific; RNA polymerase II cis-regulatory region sequence-specific DNA binding
Source: RefSeq, a predicted model, not a curated record
UUUGUGUUUCCCGCACCGUCAAUCAAAAAUAGAAAAAAAAAUCGACCCGAAUUCGCCGAUCAACACACUAGCCCGCCUUUGAUAAAAUAAUCAUGUUCGGAGUUUAGUGGAUCGGAUAAUCUCCCGCGUACUACAUUUUACACUAUGAGAACGGUACGCAACACUUAGCGCAUCGAGGCAUACAACUAUUCGGUGAGUUUUGCGCAAGCGACAGCGGAGCAAUCUGCGUCUUUUUAAUCUUCCGCUGAGUCCUGGCGCUAGCGGUAGCUGCUAUGGUUAGCCCACUAGCUAGGCUAGGCUAGCCUCGGAGUAGUUCACAAAGUAAACACCCGAUCCGAGCCCGAAGCGUCCGCAAAAACCUCCGUCCGCCGCCUUUUCGUUGUUGCGGUCUAUCCCUAACCCCUUCGGACUCCAGAGUGGGGAUGCUUUGCGAGCUUCCACGGGCCAGAAGAGUCUCAGAUCGCCUAGUUUCGCUCGGUUCCCCCCGCUCUCUCUGAAACAAGGAGAAAUGGCGUCCGCGGACGUGGACAGCAGUCAGAGCGAGUUUCUGCAGCACGGCGGCGGAGCGGACACGCAGACGACAGACAUGUCAGCCAUUCAGCUGACGGGCUCGGACCGCUGGGAGCUGUUGACGCCCGUCUCCUCGGGAAAGGAAGACCAGGGCAUCGUUCACAUUCCCAACUCUGGAAUAGUCACGUCCAAUGGACAGUAUGUGAUCGGUAGUAUGGCCAACCAACCCAUCUACGUCACGGCGUCUGGGAACGAGGUCUCGGCCAAUGGUGUGUCAGGCAUUCAGUAUCAGAUCCAAAACGCAGACGGGACGUUGUCGGGGUUCUCGGCGCAGGGAUUGGACGACGGCUCAGGGCAGAUCCAGCUGAUCUCGGACGGCAGCCACGGCGGUCUGGGCGUCAGCCUGGCCUCCACGAACACGACGGACCUUUUAUCGCAGGCCGGGCAGGUGCAGUCCAUCCAGGGCGUGUCUCUGGGCGGGGGCUCGGCCUACGCCAGCGCGGGGCACAUGGGGUUGCCCGGCAACAUCACCUUCGUCCCGCUGAACCUCGACCUGGAGUCGCUGGGGCUGACGGGCGCCCAGACGGUUCCCAUAGCGACGGGGGUGACGGCGGACGGGCAGCUGAUCAUGAGCAGCCAGGCGCUGGACGGCGGCGACGGCAAGCAGUCGCUGGUGACGGUGGGCGGCGGCGGGGGUCACCAGGAGCUGUACGUGCCCACGUCCUCGGCGUCCAACUCGGCCUCCUCGCUCCCCGAGACCAUCGACGGCACCGGCGUGCUGACCCAGGCCACCGCCGUCUCCGCGGGCCUCGCCGACCCCUCCUCGUCCGGGAACUUCAACUCCCACAACCACCUGCAGCAAAUCCAGGUGUCCUCCUCCAACUCCCAGCCCAUCCUGCAGCUGGCGGGGGACGGCCAGGCCCAGGGGGACCUGGGGCCCGGGGGCCAGACGAUGCAGAGCGUCCAGCUGGUCAACCCCGGCACCUUCCUCAUCCAGGCCCAGACGGUGUCGGCCACGGGGCAGAUCCAGUGGCAGACCUUCCAGGUGCAGGGGGUCCAGUCCCUGCAAGGCCUCCAGCUGCCCCAGGGCCAGAGCCAGACCCAGCAGCUGACCCUGGCCCCGGUGCAGACCCUGCCCCUGGGCCAGGGGGGCCAGGUCACCCUGCCCAACCUCCAGACCGUCACCGUCAACUCGGUAGCGCACGUGGGGGUGCAGUACUCGCAGGGCGAGGACGCCAGCAGCCCCGCUGACAUCCAGAUCAAGGAGGAGCCGGACUCGGAGGAGUGGCAGCUGAGCGGCGACUCCACGCUGAACACCAGCGACCUCAGCCACCUGCGGGUGCAGAUGACGGACGACGACAUGGACGGCGCCGGCGGCGAGGGCAAGCGGCUGCGGCGCGUGGCGUGCACCUGCCCCAACUGCAAGGAGUCCGGGGGGAGGGGCUCGGGUACGGGCAAGAAGAAGCAGCACAUCUGCCACAUCCCGGGCUGCGGCAAGGUGUACGGCAAGACGUCCCACCUGCGGGCGCACCUGCGCUGGCACAGCGGGGAGCGGCCCUUCGUCUGCAACUGGAUGUUCUGCGGCAAGAGGUUCACACGGAGCGACGAGCUGCAGAGACACCGGCGGACGCACACAGGAGAGAAGAAGUUUGUGUGCCUGGAGUGCUCCAAGCGCUUCAUGCGCAGCGACCACCUGGCCAAGCACAUAAAGACUCACCUGAACAAGAAGGGCGCCGCCUCGGCCGGCGCCUCGCCCUCCGUCUCCAACGACACCAUCAUCACGGCGGGCGGGACCACCCUCAUCGUCCAGACCACCGGCCACCACGAGCUGGUCGGCAACCAGGAGAUCCCGCUGCAUCUGGUCGCUGUGGCGCCCGGCGAGGUCAUGGAAUGAGGGAGGGGUUGGGGGCGGUUGGGGGCGGGGUUUAUUUUUGCGAACUGGCCAAUUACAGGGACCUCUUUUUAUUGUUUUUUUCCUUACUUUAUUUUUUGUCUUUUUUUACAUAUGAAUAUAUACGUAAAUAUAUAUGAAAAAUAUAUAUAUUUUAAGAGUUAUGACCGUGAUUCUUUUGCAGUCUUUUUAUAGGCGGGCAAGAUAUACAUAAAAUAUGUGGUUGCAAUGUACACACGCGCAAAUACAGACAUGCACACACAUUGUCGCACACACACACACACACACACACAAAGGAAAACAUGCAUAGACACUCAAACAACCUGAAUACUCAACACAGUGAAAUGCCUUAUUUUGUAUCAUACUCUUGUAUAAAAUGCUGGAGAUGCAUGUGUUUUUUAAGCUUUGAUGUUAAUGUUCUGGGAAUAAAUGUUUGUUUAAUGACCUAUAGGGGGUGGGGGGGGGGCGGUCUUUGGACAAAGAUCAAUGAAUGCGCCGAAGAAGAAAUGUUUUUAAUCAUCCCGUCGAGAGGUCUCCAGGAGUGUCUCUUAUGUCCGGGACGGCGGUUCUUGGAGGCAGCGUCCCACACCCCCACCUGAACGGUCUCUCAGCGCACCCUAAGGCUCUGAUACCCCAUUCAGUACAGUGAUGGUAGACCCCCAAAGGCUCAAGAGUUCCCCAAACCCGGGAAGGAAAUGAAUGUGAAUUUCAUUGUGUUGAUUUUGGUAACAAAUAAUGUAAUACAGCCGUGGGUGGUUUCUGAAUUUGAAAUCACAAUGAAUACUAAAUAUCUUGACUGAAAGGGACACCGGUCCGGAUUGACGGGCGGCAGAUUAGGGUGUUUGAUUCUGACGCUUCCUCCAUGAAUGCGGUCCUCCUGGGUUUGUACUUCUCACCUGAAGCUCCGCCCUGUUUAUUGUUUCGUGUUUUUUUUUUUCCCGAUUUGAGAGAUCGGCUGACGACACGCCUCCAUCUGCCUCUUCAAGGUCUAGUGUGAACUGAGCAUCUGUGACCUCUGACCUGAACACAGACCCCCGUCCACUGGCCCAAGUCACACCUGUACCCCUCCCCCCCCCCCCCCCUCUUCCACCAUCACCCCCACCUCCCCUCCCGUUAUGAAAGAUUGUUUGGCGGCAAAUUAAUUUAAUUGUACUCAUUGAGUUGUUUUUUUUUCCUCUUUCUAUGUUUCUUGCCAUUACUUAUUUGAUUUUUUUUGGUCAAAGAUCAAGCCUUAUGUGUCUGGGGAGGCGGGGGGGGGGGGGUGCAUUGUUGUUGCCAUGCCAACACCGAGAACUGUAUGCAACAAACCACCAAACUCGUGUUUUUGAAUUUAUUUCUUUAGCAUACUUAUUUUUUUUCACAUUCCAAUUGGGUACCGGAUUAAACAAGUUAUAACGUUUCUCUUCCAACAGCCAAUCCGCUAGCGAUUCUGUCCGGACGAUGCCCAGUCGAUAAUGAAGCAGCCAUGCCAUUAUAUUCAAGAUUUUCGUUUUCUUUUUAUAUCAAUGUAAUCUUUUUUUCUUUCUCUGUCCACAUUUGUAGCGUUCAUUUACAUGUAUAUUCUUACGUCACAUUGUUUAUAGAAGCCAUUAUUUGGUCAACUAAAUCUGUUGUAUCAAUCUUUUAUUUUAAGUGAUUUUUUUUAAGAACUUGUGUAAAAUUCGAAUGUUACUUUUUUUGUAAAACCUUUUUUCAAAUGGAUCACAAUAAAAAGUCUGAUACCUUCA